GCAGCGGGCGGUGGCUGCCAAUGCGCAUGCGCUGGGUUGGGCGCGCUAUACGGUUUGCUAAUGGCUGAUAGAGCAGACGCAAGUAGGCCGCAGUGGGAUCGCUAAGCAGGUUUUAGAGUGACCAUGAAGCGCCGCCGUGCAUCUACUGAGAAAAGGGGAGAGACCCCCGAUGGGGGAACGGCAAAAAGACCCACCAAGGCACGCAACCAGCAAGGACCUGCCAGCCGAACCAAGGGAACGGGGGGCAAAGGAAAUAAACGCGAUCAGAAAAGAAAGCAUGUCACUCAGGCAGUCAGAAGGAAAGAUGAGGAACAUGAUGAUUCUUCCUCCGCAGAAGUCAGAGGUCAUUCAAAAAAGGUGAAGCUAUCCAGUGCUACACUAGGAUCGUGGCAACCGCUCUCGGAUAGCAGCAGGAAGUUUCUGGAAAGUGUAAUGGACUCAGAAAUACUAUCUAUUUUGUGCCAACAAAGUAGGGGAAAAGAAGAUGUUCAGAAACACCUCAAUUUGCUGAAAGAAAGGGUGCUGAGAGUCUUCAAGACCUUAAAGGUACCCACAGGGAAGCAGAGCAACCUGAAAAAUGUCCUGAGCUUUCAAGUGGAACAGGAACAAAUGCUUGAGAAGAAUGAAACAGCUUUGGUACAAUUGCAGGAAGAAAUAAAUGAAGCUGAGAAAUCAGCAGAACACACAGAAGAAACUAUGCUGAGUCUGCAGCACGACAUCCAGGUGCUCAAAAGCCAGUUAGAGGAAGAAGAAAAAAAGGCCAGGAAGCUGUUCUGGGACAGUGAAACUAAAGAACUCCACCUUCCAGAACUCCCCAAAUGCAGUUUACAGGCACCCACAUUGCAGGAAGAAAUUUUGAUGGUAAAAAAUCAGAAGGGUCUUUUAGAGGAUAUGAACACUAUUCAGCAGUCAGCUGAUAUGAGGAAUAUGUUGACCUUCAUUGAAAAGAUCUAUGAGAAGGUGGAUGUUGUUUGAGAAACAAGUCUUCUCUGAAACAAGAGUUAUGCCAGUGUGCUCUGUGUUACAGUGGGAUGCUGGUCUUGGAAAUGGCACUCGGUUCUUAAUAGCUUCACUGUUGUGCUGCUGAAUGUAAUACAAGCUGUAAAUUUGUAUCUGCAUUUUAUUUUCUUGGACCAAUUAUUACUUCUUAUAAUGCUGAAGUCUAUUGUCUUAGGAGAAGGAAGGGAAUAAGUUGUGUAUCCAUAGGUAAUUUUAUACAAUAAAGUAAUGUGUUGUAUUUGGACAUUUUGUAUUUUAUCUGUAAAUUGUUGAAAUCAGUACAUCUCAAACUAACACUUGUUUUGGGAUUAAGUCCUCUUUAAACCUGAAAUGCAGUACAAAUAUGUUUAUCUCAUACUCAGUUGCAAGUCUCCUUAUCAACUUUUUAUUUAAAAGUGACCUAAUGAAGCCUCCAUGGCAGGAGAUAAAAAUUCCUGUUGAUCUGGUAGAAACUGUUCAUUUCUGUUUAUGUUUUAGAAGCAGCAAACAUGAAAAAUACACUUGUAUGUUGUUUAUGCUCAUGAUUGGAGAAAGCAGGUAAGAAAACAAUGGAGCAAGUUUCCAAAUUG
Molecule: messenger RNA, 1568 nt
Organism: Coturnix japonica (Japanese quail)
Lineage: Eukaryota; Metazoa; Chordata; Aves; Galliformes; Phasianidae
Gene: CENPQ
Product: centromere protein Q
Cellular component (GO): nucleus
Source: RefSeq, a predicted model, not a curated record